Molecule: messenger RNA, 1236 nt
Organism: Oncorhynchus kisutch (coho salmon)
Lineage: Eukaryota; Metazoa; Chordata; Actinopteri; Salmoniformes; Salmonidae
Product: protein sidekick-1
Biological process (GO): axon guidance; cell-cell adhesion; brain development
Cellular component (GO): plasma membrane; axon
Molecular function (GO): cell-cell adhesion mediator activity
Source: RefSeq, a predicted model, not a curated record
AGCCAUGUCGUUGGACAAUCAGCUGGUUGUCUUGUCGGCCAGGACGGCUGACGCGGGGCGGUACUACGUACAGGCGGUCAACGGGCUGACCGGACAGAACCACACCUCUCCCUCUGUCUACCUCAGCAUGGCUGACCCUGAUGCUCUGGUUGAGCCCGUGGCUCCGGUGAUUGUGAUUGGUCCGAAGAAUAUGUCUGUCGUGGCAGGGAGGGAAGCUACACUUGAGUGUAUUGCUAACGCCAGGCCGGUGGAGAGGCUGGUGUUGUCGUGGAAACGUAAUGGGCGUCGGCUGGCCAGUGGAGUGGGCGUGUUCGGGCGUCGCCUGACCCUCUCUAGCCCCUCCCUCUCAGACGGGGGCGUGUACGUGUGUGAGGCGUCACUUCUCAACUCCACCACCAGACCCACCGAGGCCCGGGCCCAUCUCACUGUACUGGGUACGACACACACCUCACUGUACUGGGAACAAAACACACCUCACUGUACUGGGAACAACACACACCUCACUGUACUGGGAACAAAACACACCUCACUGUACUGGGAACAAAACACACCUCACUGUACUGAGUGAAACACACCUCACUGUACUGGGUGAAACACAUCUCACUGUACUGGGUACAACACACACCUCACUGUACUGGGAACAAAACACACCUCACUGUACUGGGUACAACACACACCUCACUGUACUGGGUGCGACACACACCUCACUGUACUGGGUGAAACACACACCUCACUGUACUGGGAACAAAACACACCUCACUGUACUGGGUGAAACACACCUCACUGUACUAGGAACAAAACACACCUCACUGUACUGGGUGAAACACACCUCACUGUACUGGGAACAAAACACACCUCACUGUACUGGGAACAAAACACACCUCACUGUACUGGGAACAACACACACCUCACUGUACUGGGAACAAAACACACCUCACUGUACUGGGAACAAAACACACCUCACUGUACUGGGAACAAAACACACCUCACUGUACUGGGUGAAACACUCCUCACUGUACUGGGUGAAACACACCUCACUGUACUGGGAACAAAACACACCUCACUGUACUGGGUGAAACACACCUCACUGUACUGGGUGAAACACACCUCACUGUACUGGGAACAAAACACACCUCACUGUACUGGGUACAAAACACACCUCACUGUACUGGGAACAAAACACACCUCACUGUACUGGGAACAACACACACCUCACUGUACUGGGUGAAACACACC